Adelges cooleyi (spruce gall adelgid) is the source of this 6666-nucleotide messenger RNA. Its product is annotated as probable histone-lysine N-methyltransferase CG1716. The record is from RefSeq and is a predicted model, not a curated record. The coding region runs from base 222 to 6356 and encodes 2044 amino acids. Lineage: Eukaryota; Metazoa; Arthropoda; Insecta; Hemiptera; Adelgidae. Gene Ontology annotation, molecular function: histone H3K36 methyltransferase activity; protein binding. Gene Ontology annotation, biological process: regulation of DNA-templated transcription. Gene Ontology annotation, cellular component: chromosome; nucleus. The transcript is spliced from 18 exons.
UCUCUAUCAGAUGAGAGUCGCUUUCAACUGCAGAGUAGUUUUGACUUCGGAGUUCGGCUGUAGUCUGUGCUGAUGGUAACCAACUGUCUUGGAGACUAUAGCGUUCUAUUAUGGAGCUAUUGGCUUUCUACUAAAACAACGGUAAUAAUAGUAAUUAUUAUAUCUGCCUUCGUUUCCGAAUGUAUUGGAUGGCGACGGAUUUCAGAAUGAUUUAUCCUUGAAUGAAUAUGGAUGAGUCCUACUUAGAAAAUAUAAAUUUAAUCAGCACGUCAAGUAGCCGCACAACUAAACAACUAGAAAAGUUGACAAAUUCUCUAAAUUUAUCUACUACUGUCGAUAUAGCUUCAAUAAGUCAAAAUGAUUUAAGUUUUAUAGAUAAUAACAAAACCUGUCUACCGAAUAAAAAACAAAGGCUAAAAGCAUAUCUCACCAAAACUACAAACGCAAUUAAGUAUAAAGCAACAUCAUCUGAUUUGCAUGAUUUGUCAACAAAUCGUGCAGAUAAUUUAGUAUCUGAAACGCAAAACUACAACAAACCAGUAAAAGUAAAGUCUCGAUGGACUCACACUAGUCAAAUGGAAAUUACAGACGACCAAGAUAUAACUGUUCCUCCUCUGUCCGAGAAUAGUCCACAAGAAAAAAUUGUCGAUAGCUCUGUUGGAACUAAAAAUGUAGCGUGUAAUAAUUCAGUCGUUACAUCAAUGAUUGUUAGUUCAGUUAAAGCUAGAACUUCAAGAAAAUCUACUUUUCGAAAAUACAUAGAAAUCCAAGAGUACGGAUGUAGUAAGAAUAAAAAAAAACAUUGUACCAAACGUAUUGAAGUAAAAAAAAAAAAAGGACGUCCUACAAAAAGUGUUUUUAACAACAAUGGAACUCCAAGCGUUUCCAGUAAUGAAAAUUCAAUUGAUUCGCCCGAUUCGUUAAUUAAUUCUCAACCCGAUGUAGUAAAUGACGUAUUAAAUAGUACAAAAAAACGUCGUGGUAGGUCAAAAAAAAGAAACGAAACUGUGUCGGAUAUAAUUGAUGAAACGGCUAAUAUUUUGUCGGGUACAAAUGUUGGAAAAGAGAGACGGAAAAAAGGUACCAGUAACCGUAGAACAAAAAAUGCUUUUAAUAUUUCCAAAGAAACGUUAGAAAAUAAUGAAAUAAUUUCAAAUGCUUUUGAAAUGGGUAAUUUACAAGUCAAUAGUGCUAGUUACGAUUCAUCAAGUGUCGAGUCGUUUAAAACUGAAACUGAAAAAGAUAGCGAAAAAGAUGUAAUGAUGUUCAGCGAAUCAAUAAAUUGUAACGAUAAUGUAGUAAAAGACAUUACUGCAGUAGACUGUAAUGAACCAACGUUCUUGCAUGUAAAUGAGAAGACAAUUGAUAAAAUAAUGUCAUCUUUGGAAGGACUUGUAGUCAAUUCUAGUGAACUAGUGUCUGAAGACGACUAUGAAGGUGGUACAGAAAUAGGUUAUACCACUGAACCUUGUGUUGGAAACAAGCAAACAGAAUUUGAUGAACUUAAACAAAUUAAUUGGAAUAAUUCACCGAGUAUAAUAAGAUCAAAGAGUGAUGACGACCUAUCAUCAUUCCCAUCUCGACGACAGUCUCUUUGUGAGAAUUUUAAGUUUUCUAGUUGUUCAAAUUUAAACGAUAAAGAUUUCAAAAUAAACAAGUCAUGGAAAAGCCUUUCGUACUUAGAAGGCGGACCCAAUCAUGUGGAAAAAUGUGAACGCAUCGACCUAGAUAAAAAGUUCAGAACAGAAUUGAAGCGCAGUAGAAGUUUUCCAAAUUGCAUGUUAUUAGAUACGGUUAUUUGGAGAUAUCUAGUCUAUCAACAAACGUAUAACGAUUUUGAUCAAAAAUAUGAUUUACUAACAGACACUGAAGUGGAAUUAAUAAAUGAACUUCCCUUUGACGGAUUUGACAGAGAAAUUCGCUCAAAAAGUGUGCCUAUAGGGCAAAAUGAAAACCACAUGGAACGAGAAAACAUUGUCUAUCGAAGUUCAGAUAAUUUGAAUUCUUUAUCCUACCUUGGAAAUCACGCUGCAACCUUGUCGUUCGAGUCGAGUACCGAUAUGAAUGCAUCGAAAAUUGUUAAAAGCGAUUUAGUCGAAUGUGGUGGAAAAAUAAGAAGAUCCAAACGUUUAACUACUAAAAUCAAACGUGUAGAUAUCAUAGACGAUGAAGAGCUGGAGCAUGACGAUUUCAAGGUUAACUAUUUAUUACUGGCAAAGAAAAUAUGGCAAGCAAAUGAAAACCAGUUGGCUGAAGCAAGAAAAACUGACCCAGAGCUAGAAAAGAAGUUGAAAACAUUAAAUUUCAAAUUAGUUCCCAAUAACCUGUACAAACCUGAGAGAAACAAAAUGAGUGAAUAUACGGCUGCUGAAGCUCAAGACCUACGCAAACUAAAGCCCAAGGCUACUAACGUCGAUCCAAAUGUGUUGUGUGAAUGCACUUAUACCAAAGAAGACUGGUUAAAAGGUAGACCUGGUUGUGGUGAAGGUUGUUUGAAUCGUCUUUUAAACAUUGAAUGUGGAUCUGGCUGCCCUUUGAAAUCCUUUUGUACAAAUAAACAAUUUCAAAACAAACAAUUUAAACACACUCAACUUGUCAAGACUCAAAAUAAAGGCUAUGGCGUUUGUGCUUUUGAAGAUAUUCCUAAGGGUUCGAUUGUUGAUGAAUACGUUGGUGAAGUCAUAGACCAACAUGAAAUGAUAAGAAGAAUGAAGUUGAAUGUUUAUAAAAAUAAUAAUUAUAUGGUGCAGUUGAAACACGACGAAGUCAUCGAUGCAACACGAAAAGGAAACAUUACUAGAUUUAUUAACCAUAGUUGUGAACCUAACUGCAUAGCAGAAAAAUGGCAUGUUUUGGGCGAAUCUCGUAUGGGUUUUUUUAGUUCUAAAGACAUAAAGAAAGGAGAAGAAAUCACUUUUGAUUACAGUUUUCAAAUAUUUGGGGAUGCUGCUCAACAAAAAUGUUACUGUGGGACACCGAAAUGUCGAGGAUUUAUAAGUAAAAAGUCCAGAACAAGUGAGCAAAGUAGUUCUGAGGAAAGCGACGAUGAUGACGACGAUGAAGUGGUAACAACUAAACCAGAAGAAUGUGUUGAAAAGAAAAAGAAACUCGAAUUGAAGAGAAUCACCAUAAAAGACAAGAAACGUUUACGAGAUCUCGAUAAGCAACUGAUGGACAUAAGCAAUCUAAAGAACAAAAGUCGUACCGAUUUAGAAAAAGCGACAUUAAAUUUAAACAAAUUAAUGGUUCAUAUCACGGAUUCAAUGAGCCGAUCUCAUAUUCUAAAGUUUAUUCGAGAACAUGACUUGAAUUGCAAGAGGUUUUUCAUGAACUUCAAUGGAUUGAACAUAAUACAUAGCUGGAUGACAUCAAAUAACGAUGAAAGUCUCAAGUUGGAGAUCAUUGAAACUCUCUCGGAACUUCCCAUAUCAAACAGAAAUACCAUUAAAAAAUCAAAGGUGCUAGAUACUGUUGCAGAGUGGGCUAAAAUACCGGUUCAUAUUAAGAAUUCAAUUGAAAAUUUGGUUUACCCCGUUGAAAAAAGUAUAGAACAUGGACAAGAAGUUGAUAAAUUAUUACCCAACGAAGAAAACAUUUCACCGUUAAUGUUGGCGGCUAGAGUUUUAUGGAAAAGAUGGAUUAUCUUGAAAAUGGUGUUUAAAAUACCAAAAAUUGAUCGUCCGAAAGAAGUUAUUGCCAAAGCUGUUCACAGUAAACCUGCAGUUACAGUACAGAUAAAACCACAAAUUAACCAGUACCAUUUUGGAAAACCGUUAACUACGAGACCAAAUCCGAUUUUAAACAAUGAAAAACGCCAAAACAAGUUCACCAGUCUUAGAAGUAUGGAAAGUAUUGGAAAAGAAGAUAACAAACAUUAUGCGAGUUCUAUGGAAAAGUUUAGUAAAAUGAUAACAUACCAAAAACAGCAGGAUAAUUGUGAUAAGAGUAAUACCCUACUGGAAUGGAAGAAGAAGCAUCGAGAAUAUGUAGCGCAAAAAGCCGAUAAAAGAUCUACUACUAGCGCAGAAGAAUCAAAGCAUUUAGUUCGAAAUUCAAAGCGUAGAUCACUAUCUACAUUCAUCAAUUCUCAGCAAGAUAUUCCUACUAUAGGAAGUGACGUUACUGUUGGCACAAUGAAUUGGAACGACAUAGCUAAAAUUACUCCAGCAGAUUACCAAUUAAAUUGUGAUCAGUCGAUAAAAACCGCCGCUUUAGCUGUAAAACCAAAGAAAUCUAAAAAUGUCAAGUAUUUUCCCAUUGAAGAAAUUGUAACAAAAAAACCAGCAUGGAGUAUACCACCUCCGACUAUUAAUGAACUUCUACACGAGCCUGUCUUGAAAACUGUAUUGAAUAUAGCUCCACCACAUAUGCCUGAAAUUCACCAGCCGUCGGAUACGGAUAUCAUCGAACACAAUGAAGACGUACAGCUAAAUUUAUCCAUAUCACCUAUUCAUGUAAUGAAUCCAGAAAAUAUUCUUUACGAUGCUCAACAUCCUAGUAUUACGGAACAAACGGAAUUUUUGCAACAAAAAACUGAGGAAAACAAUAAACAAGUUGCUUUGGUUACCAAAUCAGAAAAAUUAAAUACUACCAUGUUGCUUCCUUCGGCGUACGAUAUAUUAUUGAAACAAGCUGACCAAAAUUUAACACGUCUUUUCGACAACGGUCUCCAUUUAGUUUUCAAAUCUUCAGCGAUAAAUUACAUCGGUAGAUUACCCAUUCAAAUAUCUCCUUCAUCUUCUUUUCAAAUAACAGUUCCGGAUAAUAAUAGCCUGGCCAAUUUGUUGAAGCGUUUGAAAGUUGGAAGUAAUUUCUACACUGCGCAACCGUCUAAUGUUGUGAAAAUAAAAAAACUAAAGUGUACGUCAAAGGCUUUACCCAGGAAAAGUAAAAACGUAUUUAGAAUUAAAGAGAAAAAGACUGACUUACUACUAGACAAUGGUGAUACUGGAAAAAUCAAUGAUCCUGUUUUCUUAAACAAUCGACAACUUGUUGCUACGCCGCAGUGUUCUAAUGUGAAAAAAAUGUACAAUAAACAAACUGUUCAGUUGAAAAAUAGCAAUAAGUUUGCGUGUAAAAUUUUAAAUGGUCUCCUAAAAAAAUCCAACACAUCUCCUAGUCGGUUUAUAACCAAUACCAAUAGAGAUAUGCAUGUGUACUCGCACGACGUGGCGAAGGAAGUCGAUUUGUAUCAUAAAUUAGUUCCGACAGUAAAAAAUACGCUAUGUGCCAAUUUGAAGAAAAAAGACGAACCAAACAAACCUGCUGUGAGUGUGUUCAAACGAAACGUUUGUAUGAAGUUUCAAAAGUCGGCAGUGACAUUUAACAAUGCGAAUAAUCUGCCAGUACUUAAAAUAAAUGAAAAAUCUGGCCUGUCGAUCAACAACGUUGGAAACAAUUACAACGCUUUAAAAAGAAAAAUUAACUGUAAACCUCUGCUACUGGGUGAAAACAAAAAGAGAUUAAUGGAACAGGUAGCACUCAAUAAUAAUACAAGUAUACCGAACGCCGCCGUUAACUGUGAUGAUAAUACUAUGUUUAAGAAACCAAUGUUACCCGCGUCGCUCGAGAAAACAAAGAGAUACGUCGCCGCUCAUACAGUGAACAUUGUGGAUAAUCAAGUACCGUGUUCGUCGAAACAAACGGGACCGUCUGGUAUUUCGAUGUCGAACACAACAGACCACCUCACAAGACAAAAACCUCUAAUGAAAUGCUUGCCAUUUCCAAAGGUGGACACUAUCGCUGCUAUUGCCGAGAAAGAAAGGAACGCUAGAAACUUGGCUACUUCGUUGAGUUUAGGUUAUUUUCCGGAUUCGGCGGCAGAAACCCAAUCCAGUCGGGAGUUGAUCGAUCCUAUUGUGAACAAUUACAAAUCUAGUUUAAUAGCGCAGAAUUGUAAAGGUCGUCUAAUUGCCAACGAUCCCAUUGUAAGAGAUUAUCUGAAUCGUGCUCGGCAAGAUUCGUUGAAAAACGCACGCAAAUGCAAACUUCCCGAAAGUAUGAUGUCACUGCCAGUCGAAGUACUCAACCUCAUACCGGACAGUCUGAAAGAAAUGAAAUAUGUUAUUGAUUUCUACCACUCUAUGGCUACGGUUAUAGUCAAAGUUUUAGAUUCAUAUGUGAAGAAAUCUUGCAAGCAAGGUAGAAUAAAAAAUGACGACGAUUUUAAAUAUUUGGCUAAAAAGCUCAACGCGAACAUUUUGUUCAAAGAACUCCAAGCCAGAAGGGUAGAAGACUUGAAGAUAAGCGAAGGUGUAAAAAACAAAGUCGAACAAUAUAUUAAGAAAUACAUGUUGAAGUUUGGAAAAGUUUACAAAAGAAAGACGUCCUCUGAUUUUCGUCCCUCACAACCAUAAUUUAUAAGAUACGAUAAACCAUCAACAUAGCAGUAUUUUUGGAAACUAAAUUUUUUUUUAUAUAUAUAUAUAUACAGUAAACAGUGUGUAACAUAUAUAUUUAUAUAUAUUUCAAAUUUAUUUAUUUUAAGGAUAAAGUACUUAAUGAAUAAUUGACCAGAAUAAUGUAAAUUAGUCGUGAACUGAAAAUAAUAAGACAAUAUUUCUAUAGAGCGAGAUCAAAUGAUUAUUUAUAAUUUAAUUGUUAAUAGGUGUAUUAUUUUCCAAAGACAUUUUUAAGGUAUAUAUAUAUAUAUAUAUAUAUAUAUUA